AUGCUGCCCAUCGCCACUGUAUUUGACGGCGUGGCCAGUCAGUAUCCCGAAGCCGUUGCCGUACAGUUCGAGAAAUGGGACUUCUGGACGUACGUACAGCUUCAAAAGGCUUCCGUCCAGAUUGCCAAAGCGUUGGGCGGACUGAUCGCUCAUGGUCAGCAAGUCGCCGUGCUCCUGCCUCGGUCCCCAGCUCAGAUCGCGGCAAUCCUCGCCAUUCUUCGACUGGGGGGACAAGAUGCCCUCCUGCCGCCAAAUGUGGAUCGAGCCUGGCUCAUCCCGAACAGCCCGGAGAAGGCCAUCCAGGUCCUCUGCCGCAUAAUUGAACGUCGACGCUACUUUGAGAGCAACGGGGAUAUCGACGCGGACGAAGUUGCUGCUGCUGUGUUCUUCACUUCCGGUAGCACCGGUUUGCCAAAAGGGGUCAGGCUCACCCACCAGAAUCUCCUCUGGCCCGCGCAGACGGUGGCCGACCAGAUGCAUAUUACAGUAGCAUCUAGGGUACCGCAGUUCUAUCAGUGCUCCUUUGAUGCUCACCUGAUCGACAUCCUAAGCACCAUCCUAUAUGGCCGCUGCUUGCUCCAGGUCUCCCAGGAGAAUCUCAUGAGUGAUCUUACCGGCUGGAUCAGGCGAAUGAACCCCAAUACGGCACACUUUACGCCCAGUACUAUCUCUAUAUUGGAUUCAUCCAGGGUGCCUUCGAUCAAGAGACUUGUGACCCCGGGCGAGCCGAUAUCUCAGGACCUCAUCGACCGUUGGGUUGACCGGGUGGAGCUGAUGAAUCUAUAUGGCUUACUAAGGCAUUUCAGUCGCGCCGCGAAUUCACCUAGUUAUCUAUGCUAUGCUAACUAA
This is a messenger RNA of Monascus purpureus, 849 nucleotides long. The record is from the annotation of a GenBank genome assembly. NCBI's taxonomy places the organism in Eukaryota, Fungi, Ascomycota, Eurotiomycetes, Eurotiales, Aspergillaceae.